AUGUCAGAAAACGACGAAAUAUAUGCUGUACCUCGCCGCUCCAAGAUCCUAGUCACGGGCGCCAAUGGAUUCAUUGGCUCUCAUGUUGUAAAUUGUCUUUUAGAAUUGGGGUUUGCGGUGCGCGGGACGGUUCGACAGCCAAAACCAUGGCUGAACGAUUUCUUCCAGAAGAAGUUUGGACCGGAAACUUUUGAGACCGUGAUUGUCCCUAAUUUCGACGACGUUAACCUUCUAAUUCGGAGUUUGGAGGGCAUAUCGGGUGUUGUGCAUGUGGCUUCCGAUAUGACCUUUUCAACCGAUCCGAACCUCGUGAUUCCAUGGGUUGUAAGAGCGACACAAAAUAUUCUUGAAGCUGCUUCACAACAACCUGUGAAGCGAGUGGUUUUGACUUCGUCAUCGACAGCUGCUCUUGUCCCAGAGGCUAACUUGGAGAUCCGGGUAGAUGAGAUAGACACUUGGAAUGAAGCUUCAUUGAGAGCCGCUUGGCAGCAGGACACUACCGAUGAUCGCUUAGGCUUGCAUGUUUAUGCCGCAUCGAAGACUGAGGGAGAACGACAAGCUUGGAAAUGGAUACAGACGAAUAAACCUUCCUUCGUGUUCAAUUCUGUUCUUCCGAACUUCAAUAUAGGAAAAAUCCUUCAUCCCAACAUUAAAGGGUCUUCAUCAGACUGGGUCCGCAAUCUUUUGGCAGGAGACCCAAUGCUUUUUUCCAUUAUCGGCCCACAAUGGUUCGUUGACGUUGUUGACAACGCUCGACUCCAUGUCAUUGCCCUACUCGACCCCAAUGUAAAGUCUCAACGUCUUUUUGCCUUUGCCGCUCCGUUUCAAAUGAAAGACAUUGCUUCCACUCUGAAAAAGCUGCGCCCCCACGCCGCUAUACCUAGCCCCCCAGUUGGUGAGGGUUUGGAUUUGAGUGAUAUAGUGCCUUCUAAGACUGCACAGGAGUUGCUACAGGUAUUCUACGGACAGCGAGGCUGGACCUCACUAGAAGAAAGUUUAGCUGCUUUAAUCGAGGACUUGUGA
Messenger RNA from Talaromyces proteolyticus, 1023 nucleotides. RefSeq names its product cinnamoyl-CoA reductase. The transcript has 5 exons. Gene Ontology annotation, molecular function: oxidoreductase activity, acting on the CH-OH group of donors, NAD or NADP as acceptor. NCBI's taxonomy places the organism in Eukaryota, Fungi, Ascomycota, Eurotiomycetes, Eurotiales, Trichocomaceae. The record is from RefSeq and is a predicted model, not a curated record. Bases 1 to 1023 code for a protein of 340 amino acids.